This is a messenger RNA of Stylophora pistillata, 732 nucleotides long. RefSeq lists its product as uncharacterized. The record is from RefSeq and is a predicted model, not a curated record. NCBI's taxonomy places the organism in Eukaryota, Metazoa, Cnidaria, Anthozoa, Scleractinia, Pocilloporidae.
AUGCUUCUCAGGCUGCAACGAUUCAACUUGACCGUUAAGUACAAGCCCGGAUCCCAAAUGCUCUUAGCCGACCAUUUGUCUAGAGCCGCACAACAUGAAACUUUUGAGCCAGAAGAAUCUUUUCAAGUAUUUUCCUUAGAGCUGGAGAGCCUUGACCCUAUGCAAACCCUGAAGGUCAUGCCAGAACGAUUGGAUAAAUUGCAACGUAGCACAAGUCAUGAUGACACUCUGCAGACACUAAAAACCACAAUUCUGACCGGAUGGCCAAUGCAGAAAGAUCAGGUACCAAUCCAGAUAUGGGAGUACUGGUCUUACUGCGAUGAGCUAUCAUUUCACAAUGGUGUUCUUUUCAAAGGCUCGAGAGUAGUCAUCCCUAAGCUACUGAAACCUGAAGUGAAAUCCAGAAUUCAUUCCAGCCAUUUAGGAGUAGAAGUUUCCCUGCGCAAAGCUAGAGACGCUGUAUUCUGGCCUGGUAUGAAUGCAGAAGUGAGUGACCUCAUCAAACAAUGUUCAAUUUGCAAAAAAUUUGAAGUCAAGAAUCAGAAGCUUCCAAUGCAAAGCCAUGAGCUUCCUGACCGCCCGUGGGGUCGAGUAGCUGCUAACCAGUUCAAACUUAAUGGCAAAGAAUACAUAGUGCUCGUUGACUACUACUCAGAUUUCCUAGAAGUACAGAGAUUGGAGGAAAACACUUCUGGUUCCGUGAUUGAAUUUUUUAAGGAACAAUUCAGCUGA